Vigna radiata var. radiata (mung bean) is the source of this 1734-nucleotide messenger RNA. RefSeq names its product adenylate kinase isoenzyme 6 homolog. The coding region runs from base 194 to 733 and encodes 179 amino acids. NCBI's taxonomy places the organism in Eukaryota, Viridiplantae, Streptophyta, Magnoliopsida, Fabales, Fabaceae. The record is from RefSeq and is a predicted model, not a curated record. The transcript is spliced from 4 exons. Gene Ontology annotation, cellular component: nucleus; cytoplasm. Gene Ontology annotation, molecular function: AMP kinase activity; ATP hydrolysis activity; ATP binding.
AAUCCAAAACUCUAAACUUAUCUGCGCCUACAAAACUUAAGCCCACCUCAAACCAGUCCACCUUUUAAGCAAAAUCAUUUUUCAAAACCGAAAUCUCUCUCACUUUUUCAUCAGUCACACUUGGAAAGAGAUCGAUCUUCACAGAAGGGUGCGUCUCAGCUCUUCUUUCAUCUACAUAUAUAAGGCUGCAGUCAUGGUGCUAGAAAAUGGUAAGAGGAAGAAUCCAAACAUUUUGGUGACUGGAACACCCGGGACUGGAAAGACAACCAUGUGCACUACUCUAGCAGAAGUCACCCAACUCUGCCACAUCAAUAUUGGAGAAUUAGUCAAAGAAAAGAACUUGCAUGAUGGCUGGGAUGAUGAGCUUGAGUGUUACAUUCUUAAUGAAGACUUGGUCUGUGAUGAACUUGAGGAUGUUAUGGAAGAGGGCGGAAACAUUGUGGAUUACCAUAGCUGUGAUUUCUUUCCUGAGCGAUGGUUUGAUUGUGUAGUUGUACUUCAAACUGAUAACACCAUUUUGUUUGACCGUUUGAGUAGGAGGGGGUACAAAGAUUCAAAGCUUUCAAACAACAUUGAAUGUGAAAUCUUUCAAGUUUUGCUUGAGGAGGCUAAAGAAAGUUACUCGGAGGAAAAAGUGAUUGCAUUGAAGAGUGAUAAUAUCGAUGACAUUAGUAGAAAUGUUGCAACUCUGACAGAUUGGGUCAGAAAUUGGUUAUUACCCUCACAAUCUUAACAAAAUUAUGGGAGUAGUUUGUAUAAUACCUUUUUGCAUGAGUGUGGUGAAAUGUCAUGGUGAACUGCUACCUGUAGCAGAUCUGCAGUGUGGCCGAAUUCUCUUACAAAUUUUGGUGUGGCGUGUAUCCAAGGCAUUUAAGUUAUGGGUUUUUUUAAAUUUGAUAAUUGAAAGGAUAAUUUUGCAGAGUUUUGUGAUCUUGGGUUUAAAUUAGUGCGCCGAAGUUGGAUUAAAUAGAUGCGAUAGCCCGCCCCCUUAGCCCAACAGGCCUGUCCAUUGAGCUAGCAGGUCUGCAUCUCUAAGCUUUUCAUCUUACACUUCCAAUUUUCUAAAAUAUUAUUUAUUAAUUUUAUUUUAUGUUUGUUGAGAAUUUCUGUGGUAAGCAUUGACUACACCUCAUUUUCUCCUAUCACGAAACAUGUACCCUCAUUUCUCAUUUAUUAAGAAACUCUACAUCCCAUUUUUUUUAUCAGGAAACAUGCAUCCCAUUUCUCAUCUAUUAAAAAAAUCUACAUCUUAUUAUUGUAUCCUAUUUGAAUUGCACACUUGAUAAUCUCUUCUUUUCCUUCAUAUUUCAUUUAUUUUGGUUGAGUAUUUUCCUCUCUAUUCCAUAUCAAUUGUUGUUCUUUCGAGUGAGUGUUGUCCUUCUGAGUGAGUGUUCCAGGACAGCUUGGAUUGGUGCUUCGAGCAGGCUUGGGGUGUUUUCUGGUGGUGUUGUUGCUGGUUGCAUUGGUCGUGGGAGAUUGCUGGUUGGGGUGCUUCCUGGUGGUGUUGUUGCUUGUUGCAUUAGUGAUGGGAGAUUGCUAGUGGGAGGUUAAGAGUUUUUUUUUUUUUUAAUAUGUUUCAGGUGCAUGAGAUAUAAAAGAGAUCAAACAAGAAUUAGAUGUUGCGAUUUUUGGAUUUUCAUAGCUGAUUCAUGUUUGAACUCCUUCCAAAUGUUUGAUUAUAUUCCUUUUUUAAUUAUUGUUGUAUUAAUUUAUAAUUAUUUUUAAAUUUAUGUA